Messenger RNA from Odocoileus virginianus texanus, 3591 nucleotides. The record is from RefSeq and is a predicted model, not a curated record. Lineage: Eukaryota; Metazoa; Chordata; Mammalia; Artiodactyla; Cervidae.
GCCCCAGCGCCUUCCUCCGACCCGGGCAGCACCUGGCAGCUAAGCGGGCUGCACCUGGGGCACGGUUGCCACUGGACCCGCGGGGAAGCGCGGCGGCGCGCUGGGCCGCAGGGGUCACGCGCGCUCCGCGGAACGGGCGGUCCCGCACCCGCGAGGAGGGGGCUCCGGCGGCGCGCGCCGUCCCGCGCGCUCUUCGGGGCUGCUCCCGGCCGGAGGCUGUGGAGAGCGCUGCCUGGCUGCGGCCGCACAAGUCCCAGGUCAAAUCAUUGGACAAUGCCACGUGCUUUAUGGACAGCGUGGGUCUGGGCUGUCAUCAGCCUGUCCACAGAAGGAGCCUCUGAUAAGGCUUCUUCUCUGUCUUGUGACCCAGUUGGUGUCUGCGAUGGCCAUUCCAGAUCUUUAAACUCCAUCCCCUCUGGUCUCACGGCAGGUGUGAAAAGCCUUGACCUGUCCAACAAUGAGAUCACCUAUGUCGGCAACAGAGACCUGCAGAGGUGUGUGAACCUGAAGACUCUGAGGCUGGGGGCCAAUGAAAUUCAUACAGUGGAGGAAGAUUCUUUUUUUCACCUGAGGAGUCUUGAAUAUUUGGACUUAUCCUAUAAUCACUUAUCUAACUUAUCAUCCUCCUGGUUCAGGUCCCUUUAUGUCUUGAAAUUCUUAAACUUACUGGGAAAUUUAUACAAAACACUUGGAGAAGCAUCUCUUUUUUCUCAUCUCCCAAAUCUGCGGACCCUGAAAGUAGGAAAUAGUAACAGCUUCACUGAGAUUCAUGAACAGGAUUUCGCUGGACUGACUUUUCUUGAGGAGCUUGAGAUCAAUGCUCAAAAUCUGCAGAUGUAUGCGCCAAAGAGUUUAAAGUCAAUCCAGAACAUUAGCCGUCUGAUUCUUCAUCUGAAGCAGCCUGUUUUACUCCUGGACAUUCUUGUAGAUAUUGUAAGUUCCUUAGAUUAUUUAGAACUGAGCAAUACUAAUUUGCACACUUUCCAUUUUUCAGAAGCAUCCAUCAGUCAAAUGAAUACAUCAGUUAAAAAGCUUAUAUUUAGAAAUGUGCAAUUCACCGACGAAAGUUUUGUUGAAGUUGUCAAACUGUUUAACUAUGUUUCUGGGAUCUUAGAAGUAGAGUUUGAUGACUGUACCCAUGAUGGAAUUGGCGAUUUUAGAACACUGGACAGAAUUAGAUACCUAGGGAACGUGGAAACGCUGACAAUACGGAAGUUGCACAUUCCACAGUUUUUCUUAUUUUAUGAUCUGAGUAGCAUAUAUUCACUCACAGGCAGAGUUAGAAGAGUCACGAUAGAGAACAGCAAGGUGUUUCUGGUUCCCUGUUUACUUUCGCAACAUUUAAAGUCAUUAGAAUAUCUGGAUCUCAGUGAAAACUUAAUGUCUGAAGAAACCUUGAAAAACUCAGCCUGUGAGAAUGCCUGGCCCUUCCUUCAAACCUUGGUUUUAAGGCAGAAUCGUUUGAAAUCACUAGAAAAAACUGGAGAACUUUUGCUUACUCUGAAAAAUUUGACUAACCUUGAUAUCAGUAAGAAUAAUUUUCUUUCAAUGCCUGAAACUUGUCAGUGGCCAGGAAGAAUGAAACAGUUGAACUUAUCCAGCGCAAGGAUACAUAGUUUAACCCAGUGCCUUCCCCAGACCCUGGAAGUUUUAGAUGUUAGCAAUAACAAUCUCGAUUCAUUUUCUUUGAUUUUGCCGCAACUCAAAGAACUUUAUAUUUCCAGAAAUAAGUUGAAGACUCUACCAGAUGCCUCCUUCUUACCCGUGUUAUCAAUUAUGAGAAUUAGCAGAAAUAUAAUAAAUAGUUUCUCGAAGGAACAACUUGAUUCUUUUCAACAACUGAAGACUUUGGAGGCCGGUGGCAACAGCUUCAUUUGCUCCUGUGACUUCCUGGCCUUCACGCAGGGGCAGCAGGCACUGGCCCGCGUCCUGGCCAACUGGCCGGAUGACUACCGCUGCGACUCUCCCUCCCACGUGCGGGGCCAGCGGGUGCAGGACGCCCGGCUCUCCCUUUCUGAGUGCCACAGGGCGGCCGUGGUGUCCGCCGUGUGCUGUGCCCUCUUCCUGUUGCUCCUGCUCACAGGGGUUCUGUGUCACCGUCUCCACGGGCUGUGGUACAUGAAGAUGAUGUGGGCCUGGCUGCAGGCCAAGAGGAAGCCCAGGAAGGCUCCCCGCAGGGACGUCUGCUACGACGCCUUUGUGUCCUACAGUGAGCGGGAUUCCUACUGGGUGGAGAACCUCAUGGUCCAGGAGCUGGAGCACUUCAACCCUCCCUUUAAGCUGUGCCUUCAUAAGCGAGACUUCGUUCCUGGCAAGUGGAUUAUUGACAACAUCAUUGACUCCAUCGAAAAGAGCCACAAAACCAUCUUUGUGCUUUCGGAGAACUUUGUGAAGAGCGAGUGGUGCAAGUAUGAGCUGGACUUCUCCCAUUUCCGUCUCUUUGAUGAGAACAAUGAUGCUGCCAUUCUGAUUCUGCUGGAGCCGAUUGACAAGAAGGCCAUCCCCCAGCGCUUCUGCAAGCUGCGGAAGAUCAUGAACACCAAGACCUACCUGGAGUGGCCCACGGAUGAGACUCAGCAGGAAGGGUUUUGGUUAAAUUUGAGAGCUGCAAUAAGGUCCUAGGAUCCUUCAUUAAGCGUCAGUCUUGGUGUGGUGGUGGUCCUUCUAUCACUAGUUAUAACUGAGUCCAUUCUGACUCAAUUAUAUGUGAACCCUCCAAUGAAUAUUCAUUGGAAGAACUGAUGCUGAAGCUGAAGCUCCAAUACUUUGGUCACCUGAUGUGAAGAGCUGACUCACUGGAAAAGACCCUGAUGCUGGGAAAUACUGAAGGCAGGAGGAGGAGGGGAUGACAGGAUGAGAUGGUUGGAUGGCAUUACUGACUCAAUGGACAUGAAUUUGAGCAAUCUCCAGGAAAUAGUGAAGGACAGGGAAGACUGGCAUGCUACAGUCCAUGAGGUUGCAAAGAGUCAGGCAGGAUUUAGGGGCCGAACAACAACCAUAUAUAAACUAUAUAAAUGAGGACUUGCUUACUAAAAUGACUAAAACUGUUCAAAUUUUGUCUAGAGUGCUGUUUUAUAAAAACUGCUACCAAAUUGGAAAAACAUGGUUCUAGGCUUUUAUUUAUCCUAUGAGACAGUCAUGAUCUCAGUCCAUGAUUGAUAUGUGAAUUACCUGUAGCAGUUGGCUUAGUUCAUUAGGAAACAGCAGAAAUGAAUAGAUUUUAAGUGACUUUCCAUCCGCUUUCUGCCAGGGGCUCAUCCACGUCUGAAGAGGGUGUUCUUCAUCCCCGUUCUCCCUUCUGUGUGUGACUGCUCUCAGGAGCAACAAAACAAAAUGUUAAAGUCCUUCAGCCAAAUGUAUUGCUCUCCUUAGGAAAAAAGUGCUGUUUUGUGUCCCCAUAAGCUUUACAGGAUACUGAAAUACCUCGAUAGUGUAUUUUAAAAUGAACUGUGCCUGUCUUUCUCAGUAUUUGAUAAGUUUCUCCAGCCAUAGUUACUUGAGAGAGGGUAUAUAACCCAAGAUGCAGUAAAUUAUGUAUUUCUCUGGAAAUGAAACUAAUGAAAUAAAUACUCAGUUUUGAAGAAUUUUAAA